Opisthorchis viverrini is the source of this 288-nucleotide messenger RNA. RefSeq lists its product as hypothetical. Lineage: Eukaryota; Metazoa; Platyhelminthes; Trematoda; Opisthorchiida; Opisthorchiidae. The transcript has a single exon. The annotation marks the transcript as partial. The record is from RefSeq and is a predicted model, not a curated record.
GAUGUGGACUACUUGCAUGAUCUGGAAUCUCGCUUGGAAUUGGGCCAACUGCAACACCAGUUGUGUGUCGAAUUGAGCCAGUUGCUUGACUCUCGCCGUAGUGCUGCGUAUUCUCCCAGGCGCACACGAUCACCCCUACGCCCGGUGACCGAUGGAGAGUUGCAGGAGGCAAUAUUCAAGCUCUCUCAUGGUCCAUUGCUCAGUCUCAGUGAAAUGUUUACUGACUACGCGGACAAGUUUGGACUUCACGAAUGCAAGCUGGUCCUGUUGUGGGUUGGGGACUCCCAG